AGGGCACCAACAUGUCUCGGGCGCUCUGCGUUUUUUGCCUGCUGUCCUGCUGCCUCAGCCUCUCCCUCCGGAGGAGCGCAGCCUUCAAUCUGGAUGUGACCGAAACCAUCCUCAAGUAUGGAGACAACGGCAGCUUCUUUGGCUUCUCGGUGGCAUUGCACCAGCAGCUCCGACCACAACCUGCCAGCUGGCUGCUAGCUGGAGCGCCACAGGCUGCCGCUUUGCCCGGUCAAAAGGCAAGCAGGACUGGCGGGUUGUAUGCCUGCCCCCUCACCCAUGAGAUUAAUGACUGCAAGCGCGUGAACAUCGACGAGGGAGUUGAUCUGAAGAGGGAGAGCAAGGAGAACCAAUGGCUGGGCGUCACCGUCAAGAGCCAGGGCCCCGGCGGCAAGAUCGUGACCUGCGCCCACUUGUAUGAAGCACGGAAUCGAGUAAAUGAAUCUCUAGAGACCAGGGAUGUGAUUGGCCGCUGCUACGUCCUCAGCGAGGGACUUCAAGUCGCUGAUGACCUGGAUGGUGGCGAGUGGAAAUUCUGCGAAGGGCGACCCCAGGGGCAUGAUCGCUUUGGCUUCUGCCAGCAGGGGGUGGCAACUGGCUUCACUUCAGAUAGGCAUUAUAUCAUCUUUGGGGCCCCUGGCACCUACAACUGGAAGGGGACCGUGAGGGCAGAGAUGAGUGGCUUGAAUUUGAGUCGCUACGACGAUGGGCCGUAUGAAGCCGGGGGAGAAAAGGACCAGGAUCCCUCGCUCAUCCCCUUGCCUGCCAACAGCUACCUUGGGAUAUUGUUUGUGACAAACAUUGAUAGCUCAGACCCUGACCAGCUGGUCUAUAAAACGCCAGAGCCCAGUGAACGGGUCCCCGGGAAUGUUGGAGACGUGGCCCAGAAUAGCUACUUAGGUUUUUCUCUGGAUUCUGGAGUGGGGAUUACUCGGAAGGACGAGCUGAGUUUUGUAACAGGGGCACCCCGGGCCAACCACACUGGGGCAGUGGUGAUCCUGCACCAGGACAAUGUCAACCGCUUAGUGCCUGAGGUUAUCAUCCCAGGAGAGAAACUCACCUCCUCUUUUGGCUAUUCUGUCGCUGUGGUGGACCUCAAUCACGAUGGAUGGAAGGACUUGGUAGUUGGGGCACCAAACCUCUUUGAUCGCAAGCAAGGGAUUGGAGGCGCAGCCUAUGUUUACAUCAACCAGGCAGGGCACUGGGAGAACAUCCACCCCAUCCGCCUCAACGGCACCUACGAUUCCAUGUUCGGUAUUACGGUGGGUGCUGUUGGUGACCUCAACCAAGAUGGCUUCCAAGACUUUGCAGUAGGUGCCCCACUGGAUGGUGAUGGGAAAGUCUACAUCUAUCAUGGCAGCAACUUGGGAAUUGUCACCAAACCUGCUCAGAUCCUGACUGGGGAGAGUGUUGGCAUCAAGAUGUUUGGAUACUCAUUUUCUGGAGGGCUGGAUAUUGAUGGCAACCUGUACCCAGAUCUCCUUGUAGGAUCACUCUCCAACACAGUAGUUCUUUAUAGAUCCCGGCCUGUCGUCCACAUUUCCAGAACCAUCACCAUCUCCCCUCAGAACAUUGAUCUGGAGAACGUCAACUGCCGCCACCGUGAGGGCAUCUGUGUGUAUGUGAAAGCCUGCUUCAGCUACACGGCCAAUCCUCCAAGCUACAACCCCUCUCUCAUGCUUGAAUACACUUUGGAUGCUGACACUAAUCGCCGGGAGUUAGGCCAUGCUUCCCGAGUUGCCUUCUGGAGCCAGAGGACCCAAGACACUGAGCCCUCUGAGUACUCUGACAUUGUGGUGCUGCCCAGGCAACAAGUCCGUAACUGUUCCACGGCCACACUCCAGCUGAAGGACCAAGUCCGCGACAAACUGCGUCCCAUCGUGGUGGUGCUGAACUACAACAUCAAGCAUGCCCGCAGCCGGCGCCAGGCCCAGGGUGCCACUCUAGCCCCACUGAUGCCUGUGCUGAAUUCCCUGCCACCCAGCACCCAGAGAAUAGAGGUGAAUUUCCUCAAGCAGGGAUGUGGGGAAGACAAGAUCUGUCAGAGCAACCUGCAGCUGAGCUCCCGUUUCUGCUCUCGUGUGAACGAUACUGUAUUCCACCCCCUGCCCAGGGGUGAUGAUGGCUUUGAUAUUUUUUCCAUGAGCGACCAAAAAUUCGUAGCCCUUGAGAUCCACGUCAGCAAUUUCCCUUCAGACACAGCUGAGCCACAGAGGGAUGGUGAUGAUGCCCAUGAAGCCACUCUGUUUGUCCAUCUGCCACCUACUUUGCCUUACUCUGCUGUGCGCCCCUACAAUGCCACGGAGAAGGCUCCAUCAUCCUGUGUGUAUAACCAGACUACCUCACAUGUGGAAUGUGAGCUUGGGAACCCCAUGAAACGUGGAGCACAGGUUUGGUUCUACCUUGUUCUGGAUACCUCAGGCAUUACCUUGGAGACCACAAGCUUGGAAGUAGGGCUAGAACUUUCCACGAUCUCCGAACAACCUGGGUUGGCCCCAGUGGUAGCAUUCGCCCAUGUGAUCAUGGAGCUUCCUCUCUCUGUUACAGGAGUAGUUCAGCCACAGAAGCUCUUCUUCAGUGGAGAGGUGCGUGGUGAGAGUGCCAUGAAGCACGAGAAUGAGGUGGGCAGUCCUGUGCGCUACCAGGUGACGGUCGCAAAUAGUGGUCAAUCACUGAACACACUGGGCUCAGCCUUCCUCAAUCUCAUGUGGCCCCAUGAGAUCAGCAAUGGAAAGUGGCUUCUCUACCCCGUGCGGCUGGAGCUGGAGCUGUCAACCCAGUCUCAGCCCAGCGUAACUUGCAGCCCUGUCCCCAACCCAUUAAACCUAACUCUGGAGUCUCUUCAUCACGGCAGGAAGAAGCGAGAGGCUGAGCGGGGAGAGGUGCCCAGCUGGCCAUGGACUUACCGGGAGAAGCGAAAAAAUGUUACCUUGGACUGUUCUCGGGGUACUGCUCAUUGUCAGCACUACCAGUGUCCACUCUACAGCUUUGACCGCUCCGCCGUGCUGACCAUCUGGGGCCGCCUCUGGAACAGUACCUUUCUGGAGGAGUACUCUGAAGUGAAAUCGGUGGAAGUGAUUGUUCGGGCCAACAUUACAGUGAAAUCCACCAUCCGCAACCUUGUCCUGAAGGAUGCCACAACACAGAUCCCUGUGACUGUCUACCUGGAUGACAGUGUGGCUCUGGCGCGAGGGGUGCCCUGGUGGAUCAUCCUCAUUGCAGUUCUGGCUGGGAUCCUCGUGCUGAGCCUGCUGGUCUUCAUUCUGUGGAAGCUUGGCUUCUUCAAACGUACCCACUACCAAGAAGCCAAGGUGCCACAGUACCAUGCGGUCAAGAUCCCUCGCCAGGAGCGCCAGCUUUUCCGUGAAGAGAAAACAGGCACCAUCACCAAGAAGGACUGGGUUACCAAUUGGAGCGGGGACAGCGAUGGCCACGUUCCUGCCUCAGCCUAGAUGCGUCCUCACUUUGGCCGCUUGUGGCAAGCCACUGACUGGCAAGGAGCUGCCGCUUGAGGGAGCUCUCUGGUGGUGGUGGUGCUGGACUGGCUAAUGGCAGGACUCUUGCCUGCUCUCCUCUACGGACAAUCUGCAGAUAUGGGACGGCUGCCCCUUUCUGCAAGGACUCAGCAGAGAUUCAAGGGAGGUGUGCUUCACACUGGGGGAUUUAUGCUGACAGAUUCUUCAAGGCCAAAGGUUAUAGAGUUUUUCCAGCACUGUUCUCCCCCCCACCCCGCCCCACUUCUUGUAAAGUUGGACAGGAUCCAAUGUGACUGAACUGGCACCAGAACAAGACCUCUGCUUCCCUUGAUGACCUCGUUCUCUGGUUUCCUGCAGAAUCAUCUGCUGCAAACAGAACAGUGCAUUCUGCUGUUGAGAGAUGGAACUGUCCAUCAUCAUCAUCACCACCACCUACCGUACUCCACAUGAACGGGGCACACAUUUGCUGGGAGAGUUGUUUCUUUAGGCAUGGGGAAAACUUCGAUUCCUUGGUGUGUUUCAGGAUAUGUUAUUUCAAAGCCAAAUUACUGUGAUGGAGAAGAUGUGAGGAAAAACUGCUGCCUUUUCAGCAAGAUCA
Molecule: messenger RNA, 4071 nt
Organism: Hemicordylus capensis (graceful crag lizard)
Lineage: Eukaryota; Metazoa; Chordata; Lepidosauria; Squamata; Cordylidae
Gene: ITGA7
Product: integrin subunit alpha 7
Exons: 26
Coding region: 12-3449 (1145 amino acids)
Biological process (GO): integrin-mediated signaling pathway; leukocyte migration; cell-matrix adhesion
Cellular component (GO): integrin complex; external side of plasma membrane
Molecular function (GO): integrin binding
Source: RefSeq, a predicted model, not a curated record